ACUCCUGCUGAUUCACUUGACUUGCGCGCGUAAUGGAGCGAGAGGAAGCGUAAAAACCUCUCUCUUUAACGCGUCAGAAGUCCAAACCCACCGCUGUCAGCCAUUUUACGCACGCCCCCGCGCCUCGCCGGGGCUUGGACACCGCGGACGCGCAGCUCUCUCCUCAGAUCGUCCGUGCGCGCAGAGCCACAGAGCCAGCAUGGACCUGCGCUACUCCCGAAGCAUCCCCGCGGCUGCGCUGCUCGUCCUGUCGUUGGUCGGGAUCCUCCUGCUCGUGCUUCCGGCCAGAGAGGUGGAGACGCCUCCCGAAACCAUGUACGGAAUCGUUCUAGACGCAGGCUCGUCCCACACCUCCAUGUACAUCUACAAAUGGCCGGCGGACAAGCUGAACGGCACUGGCAUUGUCACCCAGCACAGCCAGUGUGACGCAAAAGGGGGAGGGAUAUCCAGCUAUGCAGGAGUCCGUGGUGGUGCAGCAGAGAGUCUGAAGGCGUGUCUGGAUCAAGCUGUGAAGGACAUCCCCAAAUCCAGACACAGACAAACUCCACUGUACCUGGGGGCAACUGCGGGCAUGAGGCUCUUGAAAAUAAACAAUGCCACAGAGACAGACCGGAUACUGAAGGAAGUGGAAAACAAACUGCGGUCUUACCCCUUCGAAUUCAAAGAGGCAGUCAUCCUGAGCGGACAGCAGGAGGGCGCAUACGGCUGGGUCACAGUCAAUUACUUGCAUGAAAACUUUGCCAAGUAUGGUUUCGUCGGGCGUUGGCUGAAUCCCGGCAGAGAGACGACUGGAGCUUUGGAUUUAGGUGGAGCUUCCACUCAGAUCACUUUCGAGACCUCGGAACAAGUGGAGGACGGUGAUAACUUAAUGGAGCUGAAGCUUUACGGACAAACCCAUCGACUAUACACGCACAGCUACCUGUGCUAUGGCCAAGACCAGUUCCUGAGGAAACUGAUGGCCCAUCUUAUCAUGACUCAAGGUGUGAAGCCCGAAGUGUCCCACCCGUGCUACCCGCAACGGUUCAACAUGUCCAUCAAGCUGGGCAGGGAUGUCUUUAAUUCUCCGUGCACUAAGAAUCACACAUCCGCCCCGUUCGACCCCCAGAUGACUGUGCAAGUAUUCGGCACGGGAGACUACCACAACUGCCUGAGCACUGUGAAACGGAUGUUCUCCUUCGACAAAUGCCCUUACUCCAGGUGCUCCUUUGAUGGGGUCUUCCAGCCCAGCGUGAGAGGAAGCUUCAUGGCAUUUUCUGCCUUCUUCUUCAUUCACAGAGACCUCAGCAUCCUCGCCGACAUGGCCAUCACGACGGCCAGUCAAAUGGAGGAGGCGGUUCGACGCGUCUGCAUCAUGACCAUCUCUGAGAUAACUGCAAAGACAAAGCAGCCAGAGAAAUUCCUGAAAAAUAUCUGCGCCACCUCCAACUACAUGCAGGUCCUUUUAACGCAGGGGUACAGGUUCGACAACGUCUCGUUUCCCUCCAUCUCUUUCCAGGAAAAGGUGGAAGGAGCAUCCGUGGGCUGGGCCCUGGGAUUCAUGCUGAGUCUGAGCAACUUGGUACCAGCAGAGAGCUGUGGACAGAUGACGGCUCUGCCCUCGGGGCCUUGGGCCUGCGUCCUCCUUCUCUUCAUCACGCUCCUCCUCGUCGCUCUGGCGUACCUACUGAUAAGCCACAUAAAGACAAGAGCUGACAAAGACAUGGUGUAGGAGCAACGUGUGUCACCAUGGCGACGCCGUUUCUUGAACAAUCAAGAAAAGACUGCAGCAUCAAUGUCUGACACACCAGCUCCGAAUAUGGCAAUAUAGAUUUUCCCCUUCACACCCAGUCAGGAGUCACGUCUAAGAACUAACAUAUUGAUCACAGUUUUCAGUUUGAUCAUCAUAACACAUACAUGUAUAUGGUUUCAUUGUUUAUGUUUCAAAAUCUAUUCUGUUCUUAUGCCCUAUGAGCAAUUGAAAGUUGGUGAUAACAUCUUUUCUAAGGUUGGGUGAUUCUGUUUUGGACAGGAAACUGUACUUGCAUUGUGGCCAUACAGCACUGAAGAUGUCACUGCAUUUAUGUUCUGGUUAUAAUUAAAGUUGGAUUAAGUUUCA
This is a messenger RNA of Scophthalmus maximus (turbot), 2095 nucleotides long. RefSeq names its product ectonucleoside triphosphate diphosphohydrolase 2. Gene Ontology annotation, cellular component: plasma membrane. The coding region runs from base 200 to 1708 and encodes 502 amino acids. The record is from RefSeq and is a predicted model, not a curated record. Lineage: Eukaryota; Metazoa; Chordata; Actinopteri; Pleuronectiformes; Scophthalmidae. Gene Ontology annotation, biological process: nucleoside diphosphate catabolic process. Gene Ontology annotation, molecular function: UDP phosphatase activity; GDP phosphatase activity. The transcript is spliced from 10 exons.